AUGCCACUAAUUAUUACAGGAACGACGACAAUUGCAAUUAGCGGAAUGGUUUUAUUAUAUGUCGAUAUGUUACAAUGUGAUAUGAUUUAUCCGUCUAAUUGGCCAAACGGAUCGAGAAGAUUUAUACAAAAACCAUCUGAAUAUGGAAUUCCGUAUUCAGAGGUUACGAUGGUUACGGAAGAUAGUGUCCGUUUAAGGGCAUUUAUAUGUAAAAGACCGAUAGAUAGAGAAGCUAGAAAAAGACCCACGAUUUUAAUGUUUCAUGGUAACGGAGGAAAUAUGGGUCAUCGAUUACCGAUUGCAGAAAGAUUCUAUAAUGAAUUUAAAUGUAAUGUGGUACUAUUAUCUUAUAGAGGGUAUGGACGUAGCGAAGGAACACCCACGGAAAAAGGAUUACGCAUAGACGCACAGACGGCAUUAAAUUAUGUGUUGAAACAUGAAAUAUUUAAAGAUACUAAAAUUGUAGUUUAUGGACAAUCAUUGGGUGGCGCUGUAGCUAUUGACUUGGUUUCAAAAAACGAAUCAAAGGUUAACGCAUUGAUAAUUGAAAACACAUUUCUUAGUAUACCGAAAUUGGUUCCACAUAUACUACCACUACUACAAUAUUUAACAUUUAUGUGUUCACAAAUUUGGCCAUCCGAAAAAUUGAUAAAAAAGAUUAAGUUUAUACCAAUAUUACUUUUAUCCGGGACAAGAGAUGAAGUUAUACCACAACAACAUAUGAAAAAAUUAUUUGAAUUAUCCCAACCAGUGGCGGUAAAGAAUGGAGAGAAUUUUUAUAUGGUAGUCAUAAUGAGACCAUUUUUCAACCCGGUUACUUUCAAUUUGUUGAUAGAUACGAUGACAACGAGAAUUUACGCAAGAACAGCCAUUCCAUUGUUAAUCAUAGGAGGUACUAUAGUUAGUGGAAUUACUAUAUUAUAUUCUGUUCAACGUAAUUCAAUUUAUACAUCGAAUUCUCCCGAAGGCUCAAGAAAGCAUGUACCAAAACCUUCUGAAUAUGGUAUUCCUUAUUCUCCUGUUAUUUUAAAGACAAAAGAUAAUGUUAAUAUUCGGGCUUACGUUUGUAAAAGGCAUACUGACGACGAAGCAAGUUCUCGUCCUACUAUUUUAAUGUUCCACGGAAAUGGAGGAAAUAUGGGUCAUCGAUUACCUAUAGCUGAAAGAUUUUUCAAAGAUUUUAAAUGUAAUGUUGUGAUGGUUUCUUACAGAGGAUAUGGUCGUAGCGAAGGGACUCCUACCGAGAAGGGACUUUGCUUGGAUGCUCAGGCCGCUUUAGAAUAUAUAAAACGAGAUGAAAUUUUAAGAUGUACCAAAUUAAUAGUAUAUGGACAAUCACUUGGAGGGGCUGUAGCAAUUGAUUUGGUAGCGAGAAAUGAAGGAAGUAUUAACAUAUUAAUCUUGGAGAAUACAUUCCUCAACAUGCAAAAAAUUCUUCCAGAAAUAUUUCCAAAAAUUAAAUUUCUCUGUUCAGAUGUUUGGCCAUCAGAGCAAAAUAUAAAAAAAAUUAAAACAAUCCCAAUAUUAUUUUUAUCAGGCAAAAAAGAUGAAAUCAUACCACCAUUUCAUAUGCGAAAGUUAUUUGAAUUAUCUCAAACUAGUGGUGGUAAAGAAUUUAUUGAAUUUAAUGAAGGUAGUCAUUUAGAUACGGUUCAACAACCGAAUUACUUUCAGCAUGUUAGCACGUUUCUUCAGAAACAUAUCGUUGCUUGGAAAGUACGUUAA
Messenger RNA from Funneliformis caledonium, 1725 nucleotides. Lineage: Eukaryota; Fungi; Glomeromycota; Glomeromycetes; Glomerales; Glomeraceae. The record is from the annotation of a GenBank genome assembly.